Molecule: messenger RNA, 1491 nt
Organism: Biomphalaria glabrata
Lineage: Eukaryota; Metazoa; Mollusca; Gastropoda; Planorbidae
Exons: 1
Coding region: 1-1491 (496 amino acids)
Source: RefSeq, a predicted model, not a curated record
AUGGAAGAAACAACACAAGUUGAAGAUGUUAUGGAAGAAACAACACAAGUUGAAGAUGUUAUGGAAGAAACAACACAAGUUGAAGAUGUUAUGGAAGAAACAACACAAGUUGAAGAUGUUAUGGAAGAAACAACACAAGCUGAAGUUGUUAUGGAAGAAACAACACAAGCUGAAGUUGUUAUGGAAGAAACAACACAAGCUGAAGUUGUUAUGGAAGAAACAACACAAGCUGAAGUUGUUAUGGAAGAAACAACACAAGUUGAAGAUGUUAUGGAAGAAACAACACAAGCUGAAGUUGUUAUGGAAGAAACAAAAAAAGCUGAAGAUGUUAUGGAAGAAACAACACAAGCUGAAGUUGUUAUGGAAGAAACAACACAAGCUGAAGAUGUUAUGGAAGAAACAACACAAGUUGAAGAUGUUAUGGAAGAAACAACACAAGCUGAAGAUGUUAUGGAAGAAACAACAGAAGCUGAAGUUGUUAUGGAAGAAACAACACAAGCUGAAGUUGUUAUGGAAGAAACAACACAAGCUGAAGAUGUUAUGGAAGAAACAACACAAGUUGAAGAUGUUAUGGAAGAAACAACACAAGUUGAAGAUGUUAUGGAAGAAACAACACAAGUUGAAGAUGUUAUGGAAGAAACAACACAAGCUGAAGUUGUUAUGGAAGAAACAACACAAGCUGAAGUUGUUAUGGAAGAAACAACACAAGCUGAAGUUGUUAUGGAAGAAACAACACAAGCUGAAGUUGUUAUGGAAGAAACAACACAAGUUGAAGAUGUUAUGGAAGAAACAACACAAGCUGAAGUUGUUAUGGAAGAAACAAAAAAAGCUGAAGAUGUUAUGGAAGAAACAACACAAGCUGAAGUUGUUAUGGAAGAAACAACACAAGCUGAAGAUGUUAUGGAAGAAACAACACAAGUUGAAGAUGUUAUGGAAGAAACAACACAAGCUGAAGAUGUUAUGGAAGAAACAACAGAAGCUGAAGUUGUUAUGGAAGAAACAACACAAGCUGAAGUUGUUAUGGAAGAAACAACACAAGCUGAAGAUGUUAUGGAAGAAACAACACAAGUUGAAGAUGUUAUGGAAGAAACAACACAAGCUGAAGAUGUUAUGGAAGAAACAACACAAGCUGAAGUUGUUAUGGAAGAAACAACACAAGUUGAAGAUGUUAUGGAAGAAACAACACAAGUUGAAGAUGUUAUGGAAGAAACAACACAAGUUGAAGUUGUUAUGGAAGAAACAACACAAGUUGAAGAUGUUAUGGAAGAAACAACACAAGUUGAAGAUGUUAUGGAAGAAACAACACAAGUUGAAGUUGUUAUUGAAGAAAAAACACAAGUUGAAGAUGUUAUGGAAGAAACAACACAAGUUGAAGAUGUUAUGGAAGAAACAACACAAGUUGAAGAUGUUAUGGAAGAAACAACACAAGUUGAAGUUGUUAUGGAAGAAACAACACAAGCUGAAGAUGUUAUGGAAGAAAAAAAAAGCUGA